Messenger RNA from Rotaria sordida, 2088 nucleotides. NCBI's taxonomy places the organism in Eukaryota, Metazoa, Rotifera, Eurotatoria, Philodinida, Philodinidae. The record is from the annotation of a GenBank genome assembly.
AUGUCAACCUUAUCCAGACUGCCAACUGAUGUUCUGAGUGAUCCAUCUCAUAAAUUCGAAUCCAUGGAUGCUUCAUCAAAAUUGUGUGUUAAGAAGAAAGAAGAUUCACCAACUUUGGCUAGUAUCCGCCAUCGAAUUCAAUCAUUAGCUAAAUCAACAAAAAGACUAGGCGUUUACACUGUAUGCCAUAUGUCUGCCGUCGGAUUUGAAUAUACAGGUAAUGGAGAUACAGCUCGAUGCAAGGACUGUGGACUUGAGGUAUCUAACUGGAGAUCAGAUAUGAAUCCAUUUACUAUUCAUUCAAAACAGAGACCUGAUUGUCCAUUCAUCUGCACUAUAAUACCAUCUUCGUUGUCAAAUGUACCUGCCUCUUCCGUUUCGUCAACAACUACUGUUCGAAACACGUCGAUAUCAAAUGAACAAGGGAAUCCUUCUAAACGCCAAAGGAUCGAAACAACUGAUUCAGAAUCUGUCUCAAACAGUUUACUUGAAACAAGUUUACUUCAACAAGUGCGGAGACGUACAUUUUCUCACUGGCCACAUCGUACUAUUCCAUCAAGUGCACAAAUGAUGGAAGCUGGAUUUUUUAAUUGCAAUGUUGGUGAUCGAGUAAUAUGUAUUUAUUGUAAUCUUAUUUGUCAACAAUGGACACCACAUACAGAUGAUCCAUGUGAAGUACAUAAAACACUUUCAUCUAAUUGUAUAUAUGUCAAAGCCAAAUUGAUACGUCCUUCAGCUUCAUCUAUAAUAAUCGUCAAUGAAGGUACAACGAGUGCAAGCGGAGAUAAUCGUUUAUCAACAUGUCAUAAUCUCGGUCCCUUACGAUCUAAUGAUAUUGUAUUUACAGCUUCAUGUAAUCCAGCUUAUUCAGAAAUACCAAAACGUCAUGCAUCAUUUGCAACAUGGCCAACCGAAGAUUUACCAUCAGUAGAUGAUUUAGUUCGAGCAGGAUUUUUUUAUACAGGUACAAAAACUAUUGUUACUUGUUUUUAUUGUAAUGGAUCAUUACAAAAUUGGGGUCCAAAUGAUAAUCCAAUGAUUGAACAUGCACGUUGGUUUCCACAUUGUGCAUAUGCUCGACAAUUAUGUGGUGAUGAUUUAUAUCGAAAAAUUCAAGAAUCUAAACGAGCACAACAAGAACGUGCUCGUGCCAAUGAAUUAAAAGAAAGAACAGGUUCUGGUGAGGUGGUAACUACUAAUCCAACAUCCAAUAGUCGACUAUUAUUAAUACCCGAUGAAAGUACUUUAUCGAGACUUGUUGCUGCUCGAUUAGAUUUACCAAUAUCACAACGUUUAUUAGAUCAAAAUUUUAAAUUAUCAAUUAUUAAACGAUGUUGGGAAGAUCAAUUACGGAUAAAACACGAUGACUUUGUAUCUGAAUGCGAUUUGUAUAUCGCUUGUUUAAUUCUUCAAAAACAAAUUGAACAUAUUGAUGGUAAAAAAGAGAACAUUGUUAUACCAAGUAUAAAAAUGAAACAAAUUCGAGAACAAAAUGCACGAAUACAUGAACAGCCAACAACAAUAUCUAAUACAGCUCAAUUAGUACCAAAUUCAUCAGAUGUUGAAAUGACAACAUCAUCUCAAUCAUUAACAAACGAAUCGACAUCUUCUCAAUCGUCAAUUGAUUCAACAUCAAAAUCAACAACCAGUGGUAAUGAACGUGAAACAAAAACAACUAAACAAACAAGUACUGUCAAUGAUCAAAACCAAUCAACUAAUGCAACACCAUCCAAUCCAUGUGUUCUUUGUUUGACAGAAGAAAAGCGAUUAGCUUGUAUACCAUGUGGGCACAUGGCAACAUGUGUCGCAUGUGGUCAUUCAUUACGAUCAUGUCCAAUAUGCAGAAGAGAAAUCGAAGCAUUCGAAUUAUUCAGUUUGGCUGAAAUGUUUGGUUUUCGUGAGAGUAUGACAAUUGAAAGAAAACCAGAUCAGGAUCCAUUUUUAUUAUGUACAUUUUCCAAUAUCGAUCAUCUCAAACUAUAUUCAUCACGAUCGGUUUUGUUAAAAUCUGCUUAUGAAUAUUGGACACAUGGAUCAUCAUUGAUAGAUGUUGUUGAUAAAUUAACUGUACAUUCCAAUUGGGUAAAU